UUUUUGACCAAAUUUCUGCCGGAUAUUUAAUUUAUUCAAAAGCAAAUAAUUAUACACAUACAAUCUAAAUGUAUUGAUUUGUACCCACACGAGCCAACAAAGACGUAAAGCAGACUAGAAAGAAGUUUAUAUAUACGGUUGCUGUCUUUCAAACAUGGAAGAACUAAUGAAAAGACAACCUUACAUUGACAGUUAAAAUAACACGUUAACAGUGUACGAAAAGGACAGCUAUGUCUGACGAACCGGAAGAAACUGAAUACUAUUUGCGUCUUCUGUCUAUGUAUCUGGAUUUGGGUACAGAAACUGUUCUGGAUGUAUUUGAAUAUCAUUCACCAGGAGGAAAUCCUAAGACAUUUCUAAAGUCAAAGGAAGAGACAAUUAUAAAAUUGAAGACCAAACGAAUAUUAAAUAAACAAGAGUCUUAUCUACUUUUGCAAGAGGUUAACGCCGAAGAUAAACAGAAAGUAAAUUAUGUGCUGAGGAGUCUACUGGAUCUUAAAAGAUUUGAUAUAUCAUUGCUAAUAACUCUGUCCAUAAAUCUUUUCACUGAACAACUAUUACCACCUCCGGCUAAAGGAUGGGAUCAACCACCGAAAAACAGUGACAAGUCUAUAGCGGCUGACCUGUUACGCCUCCGGACAACACGAAAUGUUAUUGUCGGUCAUCAUCCAAGAGCACGCUUGCCAAAGUGGCGAUUUGACGAGGAGUGGGAAAAAGUAUCAGAAAUAUUAAUAAGAAUACAGCAACAACUGCCUCUGAACAAGGAAGCCCGCAUGAAAGAAAGAGUCGAGGCAUACCGUUUUCAGAGACUAGACCCAACUGUUAAGAACAUGAAUGAUGCGAAAAUAAGGGAAUGGCAUGAAGACGUUUCGAAAGUGCAGGCACAGGUAGAAGACUUGAUCAAGAAAAUUGAAGGUUUUGAUGCUUACUUUGAAAAAAAGUGUGACCGAUAUGAAAAGUAUAUAGCGUUACUGGUCAGAGGCGGUGGCUUCGUGCUAUCAGCUUUACUCGGUAAGGAAAUUAAGAAGCAAGGAAGAGACUUACGGAGCAUACUUGAUGACUCGAAAGACACCCUUGAAGGAAUUAUAACUGAUUCAAGACAACUAGAAGUUCUUUAUCCGUCUACGUUGGAUAGUAAACAGUCAGACCCGUCUACUUGGGACGUUCCUUUAUUAGAAACUGUUACCCUUCAACUCUUUGGCAACAGUAUUGAGCCUGUAGCAAGAGAUGCAAUAGAAACUCUCGGCGAUGCUUGUCGGAAUUAUGCAGACACAGCGUUCAUUGCACUAGAUGGGAACAGAUUUGAAGAUUAUUCGACUGACCUUAAAGCAAGUAUACGAAUAAUCUCUAACUACAUUGACAAAGAGCAGUCAAAUAAGUGUAAACAGAUAUUGGAUGAAUGCAAGGAAAACUUAUCCAAUGGAUCGUUUAAAACUUACAUGGAUGAGUUGAAAACACAAAGCUUUCUACUGAAAUCCUUCACGGAUAUUUCUAAAGAAACGCUUCAGCAAACAAAGGACUGUCUUCAAGAGAUGAUAACAAACGGGAUAAGUUUCAAAAAAAGUCAUGAACUGGAACUGAAAAUGAUCACUCUCGGGAAUGAUUAUCAGAAGACGGAAUUAGCAGAGGAAAUACUGACAAUAGUCUGGCAUGAAGCGUUAGACAGAUCCAAUGAGGCAACAGAAUUUCCAGAAGUAAAAAAAGAAGUGUUGAAGAUAUUAGAAGAAAUCAAAAAGGGGAAAAACAUUGAAAGUAUUUCAAUUAAAAAGGCAUGUAUAAUAAUGCAGAUAUCAUGUACAUCACCAAGUGAUAUGCUGGCUGUAAUCAACUAUUUCGGAAGUGAUGAAUUGUACGAAGCACUUCGAAACAUAGCGCAGGAGCUCGGUUACUACUUCAACACAGCUUUUACAGUUUUCUCAGUGAUACCAAUCGAUUCCCUGUGGGGCAUAUCAAAUCGCCAGAGUGAUCCCGCACAAACAGAAGAAUUCGGCAUCCGUCUUCCGAUAUCCGUUACCUCACCGGCUGAUAUGCUGCAGCUGAGAUCGUUGAUCAGCAGCGAAAAGAUAAUCAAUAGUACAAAUUCUAUUGCGGACGCUUUAUCGAAACACCUAGCUGGAAAAAUAACCGUAAAAGCUGAGACGGAUAUGAAGGAAUUAAAGAAUGUUUUAGAUGCAGAAAUGACAAACUCAGACAGCAGCAGCAGCAACAGCAGCAGCAUCAACUGCAGUAGCAGUAGCAACAGGCAACACUAUCGUUCAGAUACUGACUGCAAAGCAGAUUUAAGCCAGCUUGACAAGUGUGUUACUUCCCAAGAAUGCCGAGAACAAAUAAGUCGUGAAGAUAUUUACGAAGACUUAAACAAACAGCAUAUGCCUGACGGAAAUUAUGAGGUCAGAUAUAAACCAAAAACAGAGGUCCAAAGUGAAACGGCAUAUUCAAAGAUCGAAGCUGCCCAUACAGGACUUAGUACGGAAAUAGAGGUCGGAUAUAAACCAAAAGCAAACGUCCAAAAGGAAACAUCAUAUUCAAUGAUCGCAGCUGCCAAUACGGAAAUAGAGGUAAUGAGGCAUUUACCAUGUAGACUACAGGAACAUUCCUACAAUAUAAAUGAUUAUUCAGUUACAUCUGAGAUUAAUAAGCUAGUGAAAGAAGCACAGGGUGUCGCGCACUGCGUUGCAAAUACGUUUUCGGUCAGAGUAAAUGAUGUCUUACAGCAGAAAUAUAAACUUUCAAGAGUAAAUUGUCCAGGUAGAGUGGAUAUUGAUAAUCUAUCUCGUAGUUUACUCGAAUUCAAAGAAGGUGUAAACGACUGCUUUGGACAAGCUCUUGCCAUGAAAACUAACAUUAACAACUUUAUUGAAAUAACCAGAGGUAAGAAGAAAUGUAAGGAAACAGAAAUAGAACUUGCUAAAAUUGAAAUAUCGGGAUUAGAUAAACAGAUACGACUUACAGAACAAGAUAUCACAAAGUACGAAGAGGAUGCACGCGAAGAAGAACGUGGAGCAGAAGAACUAGAAAACCGUGCAACAGACCUUCGCCAUGAAUCAAGGCGACAUCGUGAAAAUGGGUUAGGAUGGGGUUUUUUGUCGUUUGGUGUUGGGCUGCUGUUUGCUCCCUUUACAGGGGGAUUAUCAGUCUUUCCUUCACUGGCAUCAGCAGGAAUUGGAAUGAAAAUCAAUUUUGAUAGCGCCGAUGAUUGCGACUGUACCGCCAGGAGUCUACGAAUCAGUGCAGAAGAUAAAAGAACAAAGGCGGAUAGACAGAGAAAAUUGAUGAAAGAAUAUGAAUCAAAGAGGGAUGCAAAAUACAGCGAGAUACGAGAUCGUAACACUAUGAUUGAUAACCUUUCAAAAACGUGCAAUGGUCUUAUCGAACUUGAAAGGCGUCUGCACCUCUCUGUUUCCGGAUUUGAACGUGUAAUUCGUAUUGUACAGGAUUUCCAGAAUGCAAUAGAUUUGACUUGGCUACAAGGUGAUUCAUUUGAUCUGUUGAAAGAAGUUUUCAUAGAUUGUCCUGAAGAAUUCCACGAUGAGGCAUUCGGCGAUGAGGCACACAAGGGAUUGCAAGAAUUGAAGGAGAAAUGGAAACAACUAGAACAACUAUUUUUGUCAUAUAGUGACCAUCGUGGAGUGGCAUUUUAAAACAAAAGUAUGACGCAUGUUAGGAAUUUAGUUAGAACUAUUUUAUAUACCACAAGUCAUCAUAACUAAACAUGUAUCAUAAUGUUAUGUAUUCGGCUUAACGUGCGUUUCCACAUUCAGGUUGUUUCAUAUGAAAAUUCCAUUUGUCAUCAUAUUUUAUGUCUUUAAUAGAAGUUAAGCAAUUAUAUUUUUUAAUGACGGUAAAGUCGUCUUGUCAUUACCUAGACUUCAGCUGUAGACAUACAGAGAUAAAAUCUUCAAGUUGCUUUUGUAAGCAUUAUUUCUGUGAUAAAUGACGGUCUUUGUAAUUGUUUUCGCCACCUCUUAUAUUUUCAUAUUCUACUUAAAUCAGUUACGCGGUAAUUAGUAUGUUCUUACUAAAUUUGUAGAUUUCAAGGUAACUCACUGUAUAACAAUAAAGAUGUAUUAUUUAAGGAGCAUUUUUGCAAAAGUUGAUAUUUUUGUAUUACCUUUUUCAGAGAAAAGACGUUAAAAUAGUUUUUAUUCAUAUGUAAAGCAUUUAAUUUACAUCUGAAAUGAUGAACAAACCCAGCAUUCUGCAUGAGAUUUCACACAUAUUUAAACCGAUAUCAAUAAUAUUUUUCGAACCUCUAAAUAGUAAUCACUGCUCCUAAUAAAACCUUUAAGAAGAUCAUUUAGAGGCAUAUAAUGCAACCAAACACUAUAAAACAAUAUUCGUUUUUGAGUUUGCUCAUAAGAGGUUAUGAAAAUGGAACAAUCGCACAGCCAUAGCUUAUGGAAUACUGUAACGCAGUGCGAAUGAAUUCCAUUCCAAAGAACCUGAAAAAGUCUGGCAUUGCCUUAGUAUAGCUUACGUAUAAACAAACAGGGACUACGAUUUGAAAGGAAUAGACACGUAGAUUACUGUUCCCGUGAAGCAAGUUUUUACAGAACAAAACUUGUAAAAAAUGAUGAUGCAAACAUAAAUAGAAAAACAAUGAAUAACACAAAGAUGAUAGGAACAAAGCGGGUGACACCCUGUGGCAAAAAAUACCUUAAAAGUGUACGCCAAUGUCAUGAAAAAAAGCUGAAUGGGAUAUAUAAAUGAAGAAGAGUUCAUAAAAAUGUAGGUUAUGUUUUGUUUGCCUGAUCAGUUUCUGAAAAGACUAUCUAUACUCCUGACUGCUGAACCAAUGUUGGCUUCAGGCUGUUGUUAUAUUCAGAGUUAUUCUCCUUGAUAUGACAUGUAUAUGUGCAAUUCAUAUCAUUAAUUGUUUUUACUUCAAGUAAACAUGUGCUCAAAAUUCACUAGAUCAGUAAAUGGAGGAUUCGAAAAUUAUACAGUUUGCUAAAAAAUGUUAUGCUGCUUUAAAUUUUGAAAUAUUUCUAUACUUAAAAAAUAUUCUGUUAUCGCUAUUUUAAGAUGAAUCAACCAAAAUUUAAAAUGUUUAAGCUGUUUAAGUCGUAUUUAUCUGCUUGUUAUGAAUACACAAGAAAAGUUUGUUUAGGUCAGAUUAAGACGACAUUUUAAGUCAUAAUUUGUAGCAAUAGACCCUUAUGCUAAACAUAGAUUAUAAAGAUAACCAGUGCCUUUUGAGAUUUAUGGAGCCGAAACAUGGAAUGGAAAAUUAUCCUGAUUUGCGUGAGGCUCUCAGUUAACGUUAAUAACUUAACCCUAGUGCUCCGCUCUAUCUUUCAAUUGAUAAACAUUAAUUAAGUAAGUAACCAAUUAUAAUAACUUUUAAUUAAAUCUAAUUGAAUCAUUAGCUGCAUUCAAACAUUUUAGACAAAGUACUGACAUACCCAUUGUGUCUUGUAUAGAUAUGUCACCUGAUAUGCCUUGCAAAACUUAGACCUUUUUGUUGAACAAUAAAAAUACAAGCAAACGCCAAGAUUUGAAUAAUUAUUAGUGUAAAUAUUAUCUUUGCUUCUUAGCUAUGCAGGAGUCGAAAAGUGUACUUCAACAUGUUAUUUUAGUCCGUAAUUAAUACCAUUAAGUAGACUUGGUACCAACGCGAGGUUUUUCUUUUGUUGUAGAAAAUUAAUAUCCUAACAAUUCAUUUAUUGAACAUGCAAUUACAACUUGAACAGAGAUCUGUAAAUAAACAAUUAAUUAUUCAUAAAGACGUAUAUAGCCAGAUUUUACUUGGGAUAAUUAUUUGUAAUUCAAAAAUUUCAAUAUAAUCCUGCAAAGUUUUAAUGAAAACUUUCGUUCGGUUUCUGAGAUAUUUAACUUUAUCAGGUGUACUAAUAUACACUAAGCAAAAUACAUAGAGCGAAUUUUGAAAUUAUAGCGUACAUUAAACUACGUACCUGCAAGGCAAGUACUCGGUGAACUGCAUGCUUCAUAUAGAAAGUCUGCAGUAUCAGAGAAAGCUGUAUAUAGGUGGGUACGUCAAUUUAGAAUGGUCAGGGAGUCCUUAUAUACAGGGAACGUCCUGGCAGUGACGUCAAAACACAUUGCUGCUGAAAAACGACUGAUUGAUAAAGACGUCAGGAACACGAUGUCCAAAAUAGUGUCUUUCCUUGUUAGCGUAGAGAACUCAUGGGAUUCUCACCUUUCAUCUGGACUUCAGAAAGGUUUGUACCAGAUGGAUGCCUUACAUUUUAACCGAGGAGCAAAAGGCUGAUAGAGUUAAAUCUGCAAGAGAAACGCCGAAGAAGGUCUCAAAUUUAGAUCAUCGCAUAAUGUCACAGGUCCUACCAGGAGAUGAACAUGGAUGUACUUUUAUGAGCCACAGGAGUUGACAACAAUGGCUACAAAAAGGUGACCUUACACCAGUAAUUGAAAAAGAUAUAAAAGUGACAGAAAGGUUUUGUAUUCCAUAUUUUAACUCGUUCUAAUUCAUACGUCAUCGGAAAGUCAGUCAUUAGAAGAAUUAAAGAGUACUGAUAAGCUGUUAAACGAAAAUCGUAUUCUCGAGUUGAUCCUUGACAACGAUGCCAGCGUUCAAAAGUUUCUGAGAGAUGAAAAUGUAUUACAAAUUAAUCAUCCCGCUUAAUCUAAGUCCUUGUGAACUUUUCUUGUUUACAAGGCUGAAAAAGAUGCUGGUUGGGCGCAGUUACGAAAAAAGCACGUAGGAUUGUUUUUUUCCCCCAGAUACUUAAGAGCAUGCCAAGGAGUGACUACUCUGCAGCGUUCAUCUCUUGGACUGCGGAAAUCAAGGACGAAUACUUUGCAGGGAUAAACUAAAUUUGAAGUCUGUACACAGCACGAUUGUCAUUAUUUUAUGAAUGGCCCUCGUAAUACAUUAGAAGCUCAUUAACGGUUUUGUUUUAUUCUAAUGUAUGGAGUGGCCGUCAUUAUCAUAAAAAAUCUAAAUAUCCGUUUAAGUCGUUACACCGUUUAAAGUACGUAAAUUGACCAAAGUUUGCAACGAUAAAAGAUUAAUUUCAUUGUUUUUCGCUGCAAAUGACAACGGAGGCGAUGCUGACGUCAUUUAAAAAAAUGAGAAUCGCCUACUUCUGGGAAUAAAACAUAAAUACUGAAUUAAAUGAACAGAACUUUGAUUCACUAAAAGUCAUGAAGACUGAGGAAAACAUGUAGUACAAUGUAACAUUUAUUUUUGUAGAUGCGCGCCAUGACUUGUGUACGAUACGAAUUUCAGCGCGACCUACAAGUGCUUAUGCGACGACGGUUACGCUUAAAAGUCACAAUCGAAACCACCACACUGUAUCAGAUUUGAUAACUAAUAAUAAAUAAAUGAUAAUUACAUAUCAAAAUACUUGAGUACAUGUGACAAGAAUGGAAGAAUAUAAAUGAAGUGUUUCAUGUUCUUAGGUGUAUCAUAUCAUUUACGGCAGUAAAAAGAGAGUGCUUGGAUUUAAGUGACAGAGUGAAGAAAGCAUAGGUUAAAUCGGUUAUAUCAUGUCGUCUUCAAGUCGUAUUGUCGUCUCUUACAGUUUUUUUAGUGCGGACACAAUCAUACGGCUAUUGUCAAGCUUUUACUGCAAGAGGUGUCUCCUUCAAAUAAUUUCAGAUACCAAUAGGUCCCAUACAAAUGAUCUUUUUAAGGAUUAUUUAUACUUACAUGACGUAAUUGUAAACGUACAACGGUCAGAGAUAUUGUAAAAUAUACAUUUAGCCUUUCGGUCACGGUGGGUCCUCUUACAGUUAAAAAAUCGUCCCGCGCACAAUCACUGGGGAUAACCUCAGCAAUCUAUAGCCGUUAAAAAAAGUUUUAAUGAUGCUUAGAAUUCGGUUCAAGAUCUCUCUUCUGUCUUUAUCUAACGUUAAACAUGGCGGUAGAGUCCAUGUACAAGUUUGCGGACUGGAAUAGACCCCAUUCCCCGCAUUGCCUAAUCAGUAAACUGCAUAAUAAUUAAUAUAGACUAAUGUUUUACAUGCCAUUUAACAUACAUAAAUAUAUAUAAGAAAUAUCAUAGAGGUACUUAAAUUACAAUGUUCAAACUUCAUUCAGUAAUGAUUUUAAUGAAUGUACGUAGAAUAGAAAUGUAACCGGAAUACCGUCGUAAACAACAUCAGUGUAAAAUGAAGUCCAGUUCAUGUACUAAAUGCACUAGAAAGUAUUCAUAUAGAUCUAUGGACCGAAUAUGCCAUGAACUGAGGAAGGCUAAUGACAUUCGACUGCUAUUCAGUAUAAAUACUUAUUACAUAAUUAUAUGGAAAUAUGAGAGCGAAAAAUCUAGUAAUUUCGUAAUAUAAUAUAAUUUCAAUAUAAACCAUCAAAUAUUCUCUACUAUAGUAUUGGUUUGGUUUAGAUGAGUUAAUAAUCAAGUACUGGUUUAAAUUAUUGCAUACAAUAUUUUACUAAAUGUGUAUGACAAUGCUUUAAAUGAAUGUAAGAAAGAUGUUAAAAAUUGGGUUUCCAAAGUAAAAUGUUUGCUUGAAGAAUAUGGUUUUUCAGAUGUAUGGAAUAGCCCACUUGCUUAUCAGUCAAAUGUGCUUUUACUAACAUUUAAAGAAAGGGCUAUAGAUUGUUUUAAGCAAAAGUGGUUUUCUGAUAUUGCAAACAACAAUGUAUUAAAUACUUUGUAUAUGUAUAUUAAACCUGUAUUUGGUAUGGAAAGUUAUCUAGAAAAAAAAUUGUUGGUAAAAAAACUAGACAAUAUUUAACCCGUAUUAGGGUAUCUGCACAUAGUUUGCGCAUAGAAACUGGAAGAUAUGGUAGAGAUAGAUUGGAGAGAAACCAAAUAAUUUGUCAACUCUGUAAUGUCCACGAUAUUGAGGACGAGUUUCAUUUUAAUUUGAUAUGUAACUUUUAUAAUGAAUAUCGUAGUAAAUGUAUACAAAAGUACUACUAUGAAAGACCAAAUAUGCAUAAAUUUGUCGAACUAUUGCAAUUUACUAAAAAAUCUGUUCAGUUAGAGUUAUGUAGAUAUAUCAGAUUGGCAAGCGAUAAAAGGAAUACUAUGUUACUUAGAUAAUAAGGCAACAUGUUCAUUAUGUCUCCCACCACACAGUGGUAUGGGAGACAUAUUGAUUUACUCCGGUCGGUGUGUGUGUGUGUGUGUGUGUGUGUGUGUGUGUCUGUCACAAAGAUUGUCCGCACUUUAAGUCAAACAUUUCUCAAUCGAUCUUCACUGAACUUGAAAAAAUAUGUUUGACCAUAAGAUCUCGGCCAAGUUCGAUAACUAGCUAAACCGGUCCAGGCAUAUUGGAUAUUGGAGUAACGGCCAUUGAUUUACCGAAAAAUCGGCCUUGUGGCUCUUGUCCGCAAUCUAAGCCAAACAUUUCUUAUUCGAUCUUCACCAAACUUGAACAAAAUGUGUUUGACCAUAAAGGGCCAAGUUGGAUACCUAGCCAAAUCGGUUCAGGCAUUUUGGAGUUACGGCCCUUGAAUUACCGAAAAACCAGCUCUUUUGCUGUUGUCCGCACUCCAAGUUGAACAUUUCCAACACGAUCUUCGCCAAAUUUGUAUAAAAUGUGUUUGACCGUAAGACCUCGGACAAGUUUGAUAAUGAGCCAAAGCGGAGUUUGGGCCCUUGAAUUGUUGUGAGCAAUCUGUAUAUAAAGGCUUGACUUGCAAUUUAGAUGAUUAGGCAGUUGAGGGAGGCAUUCCCUUUUCUUAAAAGCAGCUCUAUUUGUAGUAUUGAUAUGAUUGUUUCAUGUGUAUACGAAAUUAUUAAUUGUGCUCAUUCCACAUUGUAUAAAAGCAUUGACAAUUAUAACUGCAUGGAAACAUUAAUACCAGCAGUACUAACAACUACUUAUUUUUUUUGUCAUAGUGAAUUAUACAUAGUUCAUUCUUUCAGACAGUUUAUGUUGCCAUAUCAAUAUUGAAUAGCAAUCACUGAUGUUGUUAUUGUAACGUUUUUUGUGUUCCUUCGCAACAUCAUCGUCUUUAUUUUUAAGACCGUUACGAUUCGCGGGUCUUUUUGCCCCGGGACCUCCCAGUUUACAUUUUUAGGUUUGUUUGUCUGUCAAAAUCGCACAAAUUAAAAAGGAAAUAACUGCUACAUCUUUAUUUACAGUUAAAUGGUUUUGGGUUGUUCCCCUUGAGUUAUCAUGUUAUAUAGUUACCCACUUAUAGUAUCAAAUAAGUGAUUAUUUUGAUGCUGGGUGUCAUGGUGGUUGCUGUGUUUUGGGGUGUUCUGGGGUGUCUUGGGGUAAAAAGACCAGCCCGUUACGGCUUGUUACGUACGAUCCGUUCUCCAUUUAAAGUUUAAAUUUUCAACAACUUUGCCACAUGAUCAUAUCUUAUAUGUCAAUGUAUAUCAUGUAAUGAGGUACUAUAUGUACAAAUUACUGAAUAAACUUUUGUUCUGUUC
Molecule: messenger RNA, 10334 nt
Organism: Mercenaria mercenaria
Lineage: Eukaryota; Metazoa; Mollusca; Bivalvia; Venerida; Veneridae
Exons: 16
Coding region: 231-3641 (1136 amino acids)
Source: RefSeq, a predicted model, not a curated record